Messenger RNA from Acinonyx jubatus (cheetah), 2362 nucleotides. It is a transcript of the gene CEP72, whose product is annotated as centrosomal protein 72. The transcript has 12 exons. The record is from RefSeq and is a predicted model, not a curated record. Gene Ontology annotation, cellular component: centriolar satellite. Gene Ontology annotation, biological process: spindle organization; centriole replication; regulation of protein localization to centrosome. Gene Ontology annotation, molecular function: protein binding. Bases 51 to 1946 code for a protein of 631 amino acids. Lineage: Eukaryota; Metazoa; Chordata; Mammalia; Carnivora; Felidae.
CGGCCGCCCCACUGCGCAGGCGCGGACACAGGUGCGUGCCGUUUGAAAGUAUGGCGCCUGCGGGUCCGUGGCUGGUGCUGUGUGAAGAGAAGAUCCGGGAGAAGAGCGGCCUGGCGCCUCACCGCGACCUGUCUGAACUUCGGUCAUUAUCUAUUCCUGGAACUUACCAAGAAAAGAUUACUCACCUAGGAAAUUCUUUAAUGAACUUAACUGGCCUAAAAUCUUUAGACCUCUCACGCAACUCCUUGGUGAGUCUACAGGGCAUUCAGUACCUGACUGCGCUGGAAAGCCUCAGUCUCUACUACAACUGCAUCUCCUCAUUAGCCGAAGUGCUUCAGCUCCAUGCCUUGACGGAGCUUACAGACGUGGACUUCCGGCUGAACCCUGUGGUGAAGAACGAGUCUGAUUACCGCCUUUUUGUCGUGCACAUGCUCCCGAAGCUCAGGCAGCUGGAUGAUCGUCCCGUGAGAGAGAGCGAGCGGAAAGCAUCCCAGUUGCAUUUUGCAUCAGAGGAAUCACUGGACUCAAAGCAGAGCUUCCCAGCUGUUUUAAGAGUUGGAAGACCACGCCACUCUAGGGCCACGUGCGCCGAUCCCUCGGCCAAGAAAUGCUUGGUAAUGGACGCAGAUGAUGAGGCGGUCCUGAACCUCAUUGCUGAGUGCGAGUGGGACUUGAGCAACCCUCCCGGGAGCACAAGCUCCAGCCAGAGGGGGAGAGAGGCCAACCUCCCUAGUUCCCAAGAAUCCAGGCACCUGUUGAGUCCCCAGUCAGUACAGUACCAGUGUGGGGAUUCCAUAAAGAAAGGCCACGAGAAGAGGAGAAGCAGCUCUCGAGGGGAUGGCUCAGAAGAGAGGCCUCAGAACCAGUACUGUGGGGAGCUCCCACCGCAGUGUGGGCUGCACACACACUUUGCCCCACGCCCAGAUUCCACAGACAUUGAGGAGUCUACCCUUUCUCAGAAGUCAAGUUUGUCAGCCCAAAAGGUAUUGAAUCCGUUGCCUGCUCCUGAAAAGUACAGGAAGCAAAGAAUGCCUGGUGGGAGAUCUCAGGCACCUGCAGACCAGGAGUGUCUGCACUGCCCAGAGAGGCCCAGUGUGCCCUCAAGCCCUGAGGAGAGUCUGAGCAGGCAGAGUGGCUCGGAGGGCAGGAGUGAAAGGACCUUUCCUCACUCAGCGGUGUUGGAGCCUGAAGAGGAGAGGCCCCCCAGCGUGAGUGGCACUGGAGAGGUGUCUCCUGCCAAACUGUACUCCGCUCCACCACCCGGGAAGAAGGCUGGCCUGGAAGCGGUGCUCCUGGAGGCGCUCCUCGACCUGGUGGACAGAUACUGGGGUGGCUGCAAGUCUCUGCACGGCAACGAGGUGUUCCGCGCUCAGGCAAGACAGAUUUUAUCAUCGAUGCAAGAGUUUACAGCAGCUCAGGACAUCUCAGCAGCCGUGAGUGAAGAAAUUAGCUUCCUUACUCUGGAAAAGAGAUCUUUGCAAAAGCUCCUUGCUGAACAGCAGCAGCAGUACAGCAUGAGGAUGAGUGAGGUGGCGUCGGAACUCAGCAACACGCGGAAGGAGAUGGGUGACUUGAGACAGCAUCUAGGCAAAUCUUUGGAGGAGAAUAGUAGCCUAAAGGCUCUUUUGUUCAGCCUGAAAAAAGAAGUAAAAAAUGCAGACACUGCAGCUACGUUAAACUUGCAGAUUACUGGACUUGAAACAAGUGUGAAGAGGCUCUCUGGUGAGAUCGUGGAGUUGAAGCAGCAUCUGGAGCACUACGACAAGGUCUGGGAGCUGACCCAGAUGCUGCAGGAGAGCCACAGCUCCCUGGUCGGCACCAACGAGUACCUCCUGCAGGAACUGAGCCGGGCGCACGCGCAGCACAAGGCCGAGGUCGAGCAGCUGCACUGGAGCUACAAGGAGCUCAAGACGACGCUGGGCCUGUUCCCGCGCGGCAGCUGCUAGGCCGCGUCUGCGUCGCCUCCACGCACCUAGUAAACCGCGGAAGCUCUUUUCUACCUGGUACGAUUGUGGGGCAGAGCUCUGCCUCCCGUUCAUAAUCAGCUGAAGUUGUGAAACUGUUCAGGGCCUCCAGCUCGGUUUUGUAAAACACCCUGAAAAGAUGGGAUUGAUCUGCCUGUAGGUGAGUCUGUGAACAAGGACAUGUAGGGGUAGUGUUUGCAGGGAGGUGCUAACCAGGGUGGCUCCCUCUGACUCCACGCUGCUCCUGCUCCUGAGAUUGCAAAAAAAAAAAAAAAAAGAAGGAUUAAUCCAAGCCCUUCACAUGUUUUGAGACAAGACAUAUUGAUGUUUUUUGAGACCAGCAUCAUUAAUUUUCCGUGAAAUAUCUUGAGAUAAAAUGCAGUAUUUUUCUCCCUAAA